Messenger RNA from Hyalella azteca, 1211 nucleotides. RefSeq lists its product as uncharacterized. The record is from RefSeq and is a predicted model, not a curated record. NCBI's taxonomy places the organism in Eukaryota, Metazoa, Arthropoda, Malacostraca, Amphipoda, Hyalellidae. Bases 73 to 795 code for a protein of 240 amino acids. The transcript has 6 exons.
AGGCAGCUGCACUUGAGCGUCAUCUUUCGAGACGUACGAGUUCUUCAGUUGUGUGACACCUCGCUACGAACUAUGAAAGUUGUCGUUGUUCUCGCGCUGCUCGCCGGGGUUGCCUACGUCAAAGCUUCCUCUAUUGAGCAAGAUCUUGUCCUCAAAUAUGGGAAAAUUAAGAUGAUGGAGAAUUGCAUGGGCAAGGAGGAGUCCAAGAGAACUAAGAAUAAAGUGCGGGAUGCCUACAAAAUCUGCAAAGCAAAACCGGUGGAGUACAAAGGUGUAGCCAACGCCAACGCUGGGAGCGACCCCGUAGUCGCUAAGGUGCCCGAGGGAGACUACCAGUAUUUCACGGAAGACAAGGUGCGAUCUCUGAGUCGCAAGCUCGUCGCCAAAAUUUCCAACAAGACAUGCGUCUUCAGAGAACUUGGAUUCAUCGACGCAUCAGAUGAACUUUUGUACGAAAACAUCACAAACGAAAUCAAGAACAUCAAAGGCCUUGACUUACAAGUACAAGAAGAUCUCCUGGAGAGUGUGCAGUUGUGCAAGCAAGUUGCCACGUGCAUCAAGACGGACAACAUCCUAGUGCCCUCUCCUCCGCAACACAUCCGCUUCAAGGUUUUCCUAAAGUGCUACAAACAGAAGAAGCUCAUGGCGUGCCUCAAGAAGGAUCUCAGAGCCAAGAGCAGCGAGUUCGACUUCUCGGCUCCCGAAGACGCCAACGACAUGGUCGACGAGGACGAUAAAAUGCUGGCGCUCAUAUGGGGGCAGGCUGCGAUGGGAGACCUCAUGGGCUACGACUAACGCUACAUCGUCAUUUACUAAAUAGAACUUAUUGGAUUGAAGAAACGAUACAUACAUAAUCAAGUUAGAGAUUCACUCAAUUGGUUCAUGGAAAGUCAACAAGUCAUCAAUCAAUAUCGAGUUUCAAAAUUUCACCUCUCGAAGUGAACUUUUUCCUGAAAUUACAUCAUGUCUUGAUAUUUCAUAUUCUCGUGCCUUUCAAAACGCUCAACAUGGACUAAGUUCCAUGAAUUUAAACCAGGCUUAGGACGGAACGAAAAAGAGCGUUUCUCUUGCAUAUGAAAAUCCAAUAACUAUAGAAAAUUUGCAUGCAUAUGCACGGCUGAGCCAUACGAAAAUUUUCAAGGUUCAGAAGAAUUAAGCCAUCCAGACUUCGUCCCGUUCGUGUGUUUUGAAAUAAACGGAAUCAAGACUGA